AUGGCUACGGCUAUUUCGCCAUUUGCGUCUACGAAAGAGACUACCAACUAUGCAAGACUAUGCCGCCUCCUGGUGGAUGUUGGAUCUCAGGUGCUUCGGUCCACUUUUGACAGAAUACAUCCACCAGCGACUCUACAUACAGUUUUGGGAAGUACCUCAGUGCAUUACGCCACAUUGCAAUCACUGUACAAAGGGAGGAAGAAAGUGCUGAAUCCCACGCAAUGGGGAAAGUUGUACCCUUCUCACGCACCCGUGUCUUCUGCAGCCUUCGAUAUCACACUUCUAACGGUGCUUCUUAGAAAUAUCUGUGGUUUGGGCCCUCCUGUCAAUGGAUGGGAUCGUCUUCCCCUAGUUAUAAACAUAAGCAUUGCAGAUGACAUCGCCAGAGUGAAGUAUUACAGGAACACUGUAUACGGCCAUGCUUCUCAAGCCUCUGUGGAUGACAGUAGUUUCAGUGCUUACUGGCAGGAAGUAAGAGAAGCUUUGGUGAGACUGGGAGGAGCUCGUUUUAGAGCUGAAAUCGACAAUCUUGAGCACAACUGCAUGGAUCCAGAUGUCGAGGAGCAUUAUCGUGAACUGAUGAAACAAUGGAAGAAAGACGAUGACAGCAUCAAAGACAAGCUUGAAGAAAUUGAAGAUUUGCUGGAAAACAUGAGAAGCAUUAUGGAGAGAAACUUCAGAGACACAACUGACAGGAGAGAGAUUGAUAUGAAAGAGGUGAAAGAAAAGCUGACUAGUCUGACGGCCUCAGUUGAAAAAAGCACACAAGAAGAUUUCCAAUGUUAUUCCACGAAAGGGUCUCUUGAGAAAAUGAGAAGCGAAAUGGCAAAGAUGGACAAUGAACUUAAAGAAGUGAAGGAAAAGCUGUGUACUUUGGCAACCCCUGUGGGAGAAAGUAAGAAUGAAGGUAUUUUUGAUCCAACUGAACUUAUCAAUGGAAUUCGCCAGCUGUACAAGACUCGUGAGGGAUGGCUCUCACCAUUUCCAUGGUGUGAAGAGUUUCAGUUUUUUCUUGGAAAUAUUUUUACAAAGCUCAAAGUGGUCAGAAGAAAGAAAACGAGAAGAGAAAUCACUGACGUAUUUGUUGACAUGUCGUCAAUACUAGACCCGUAUGAAGAGUGUUCAGCGCCGAGAACGGUGUUGAUUGAAGGAGAACCUGGUAUGGGAAAAACCACCUAUUGUAAAAAGUACGCCUACGACUGGGCCACAAAACAGCAAGCACCUCAGGGCUGCGGCUCAACAGCAUUAAAAUUGGUAUUGUUGCUGAAAUGUCGAGAUAUCCACUCUGACGUUUGGGAAGCCAUUGAUGAUCAGCUGCUGCCCCUAGGCAUCGAUGAAAAAGUCAAACAACAAUUUUUUCAGUUUAUUCGUGAAAAUCAGUCCAGCAUUUUAUUCAUAUUGGAUGGAUUGGAUGAGUUACCAUCCGGGAAAUUGUCGAUGUUUUCCAAAUUAAUUGAAGGAAGAGAACUCCCUAGAUGCCACAUAGUUGCAACAGCAAGACAAGAAGCUGGAAAAGAGGUGAGAAAAUGUUGUGACGCGCUGCUUCAGAUCGAAGGAUUCACUGAAAAGCAUGUGAUAGAAUUUGUCACCAAGUACUUUAAAGAAAGGACGGAUUUAGCCACCAAGCUCUCGCAACGGAUGUCGCGAGAUAAAAACCUGACAGAAAUAGCGGCCAAUCCUCUAAACACAGCACUUCUUUGCCUUUUAUGCGAAGAGUUUGAGGGCACACUUCCCGAAAGCAGAGCUCAACUGUACUUGGAUAUGGUUGAAUGUGUUUUGAGAAGAUAUAGAAAAAAGAAGGGACUAUUAGAAAAGAUCGAAGACCUGACAAACCAUUACAAACCGCAAUUGAAUUACCUUGGAAAGGUAGCGUUGAAUGGUUUACUCGACGAUAAGCUGGAUUUAAAUGAAAGUGAAUUGAGAAACCAUGCAAAAGACCUGACUGAAUUUGGGUUUCUGUCAGUGCAGCCUGGUGGCAGCAAACUGAGACAAACACUGCAUUAUGCCUUCUUACAUAAAAGUUUUCAAGAAUUCUUUGCAGCAUUCUUCAUUUGUUCUCAGAUUCAAAGCAAGGAAAUGAAACCUGAAGAACUAGUUUCUGAUCCAAGGUAUUUCGUUGAACUUAAACAAAUACUUUUGUUUUCGUGUGGAAUUUUGGCCAUGAAAUGCGAUAAACAAGUUGUGGCUCUUGUAAAGAGUUUAACAAAUGGAGUCAACAAAAAUGAAGGCCGUGGUGCAAAAAUUGUAUUGGAGGCCAUCAACGAAUGCAAAAGAGAAAAAAGUGAUUUUCACUCGCAUUUAUCGAAGUCGUUUGGAACUGGUUUGAAUCUGACCAAUUUGGAUUUGUCUUACAAUGGUAUUAGUGCUGCGGGUGCUACAUGUAUUGCUGAGGCAAUCAAAGUGAACAAGACGCUAACCAAUUUGGAUUUGUCUUACAAUGGUAUUAGUGCUGCGGGUGCUACAUGUAUUGCUGAGGCAAUCAAAGUGAACAAGACGCUAACCAAUUUGUAUUUGUCUGGGAAUCGUAUUAGUGCUGCGGGUGCUACAUGUAUUGCUGAGGCAAUCAAAGUGAACAAGACGCUAACCAAUUUGAAUUUGUGUGGGAAUUGUAUUAGUUCUGCGGGUGCUAGAUGUAUUGCUAAGGCAAUCAAAGUGAACAAGACGCUAACCAAUUUGGAUUUGUCAAGUAAUCGUAUUGGUGCUACGGGUGCUACAUGUAUUGCUGGGGCAAUCAAUGUGAACAGGACGCUUACCAAAUUGGAUUUGUCUUACAAUGGUAUUAAUGCUGCGGGUGCUAGAUAUAUUGCUGAGGCAAUGAAAGUGAACAAGACGCUAACCAAUUUGGAUUUGCGAAACAAUGGUAUUAGUGCUGCGGGUGCUAGAUGUAUUGCUGAGGCAAUCAAAGUGAACAAGACGCUAACGAAUUUGUAUUUGCGAAACAAUGGUAUUAGUGCUGCGGGUGCUAGAUGUAUUGCUGAGGCAAUCAAAGUGAACAAGACGCUAACCAAGUUUGAUUUGUCUUAGAAUGGAAUGUCUUGCUGAGGCAAUUAAAGCAGGGUUUAAACAACUUUCAAGUAGAAGGGCACUGCCUUUAAAGUAGGCAGGUACCUUGGAAAAUUGAGGGCCGAAGGCCCGAACCUCUAGGGGGGUCCGGGGGCACGCUCCCCCGGGAAAUUUUUAAAAGA
Messenger RNA from Pocillopora verrucosa, 3185 nucleotides. The record is from RefSeq and is a predicted model, not a curated record. NCBI's taxonomy places the organism in Eukaryota, Metazoa, Cnidaria, Anthozoa, Scleractinia, Pocilloporidae.